AGCAUAGUUCCGUGUCUGCUCUCCAUGGCGAAACCAAAUUCCACCUUUGAAUCAACAAAUCACACAAUCUUCAUUGACACAAAUCUCAAUACCCAUCUUGUUUUAAUUAUUACGAAUAAUGAUACUGUGUUUGAUCUCAAACUAUCAAUUUGUAUUGUUAUGCGAGUUUAAGGGUACCAAGAGUCUCCCUUCAUGUAUAUUUGAAGUUCGGAUUUUCGACAUAACCCGUAGUUGUUGCAAUUGGAUUUGGCUUAAAAUUGAUAAAAAAUAAUGUCUGAACAUCCUCGUUGCUUUCCAAUGCAUGGCAAGAUAGAAGUUAAAGCUAUUAAGGCAAGGCGCAAAAAAUGUUUUUACCAUGUAUCGGAUUCAAUGUUUGUUAAAAGUGUAUUCGAUAGAGUUAACAGAACAUGGUUUCUUUAUGUGGAUGCCGUUAGCGAAGUGGUAUCUGGAAAAAACCCACUUUAUUUACAACCUGGUUCUAGUGGUCUACCAAAACUAAUGUUGGAUGGACCUUCAGCUGAAAAAGAAAAAGCUAACAUCCAAGUUGAGCAUCAGUGCAUUAAGGUUUCAGGGUUUGAGUCAAACAUCGGAAUAGCGAAUCAUGUUAUUUUGAACGAUGGUCAGUUAGUACAGGGUGAUAUGGGUGGAAAGGUGUCAAACAAAUUGGAUGUAGGAGUAGAAAUCUUAAGUUCUGAACUGAUUAAAAGUUCCGAUGAUACUAAGGAGAGAUUUAUUUCUGAAAAAAGGAAACGAUGUGAUCCAAUUAGCACAGAAAAUGAAGUCCCAGAAAUACACGCUGAACACGAGAAAGAUGAAUAUAUAAACGUUAAGGGUGGCAUGGAUGAAAAUAUAUUGGGUGAAGCUCCACUACUAAAUUCUCCUGCAAAGAAAAAACAAAGAAAAGUAAAGACAAGCGAAGAUGUUUCUAAGAACGUUAAAGGUCCUUCAGAAGAAGCUUGGCUACCAGUUCCUGCUGUGAAGAAUGAUAAGAUUUUCGAUGCUUUGCAUGACCCCAUUGGAGAAUCAAUGAAAGAGACUGAUGCCGAGACGCGUCUGCAUAGUAAAGAAGCAUUUGUACCAGAAAACUUGUUAAAUGAGAAAUCAUUGGGGGAUGAACAACAAGUCACAAUUGGUUUAUUAGUCAAACCGGCGGAGAGUUUGGCCAGUGGGAAAAGGACAAUAAAAAAGAAAUCGUCAAGUUUUCAAAUUGAGGCAACUUCUCCAAUUGACACAGAAAAUGAAGUCCUACAAAUGCUUAAUGAACACAAUAAAGGCGGAUUGGUACAUUCUUUUGAUGACCCUGUUGGAGAAUCUAUGAAAGUGAUUGAUGCCGGGACACCUAAUGAAGUGGCAUCCAAACCAGAAAACUUGAUACAUGAGAAACCGUUGGGGGAUGAUGAACAACAAGUUACCACUGCUGGUUUACCAAUCACACUGGGGGAGAGUUUAGUCAGGGAGAAGCGGAAGAAAAAUAAGAAGUCGGCAAGUGCUCAAAAUGAGGUUUCUAAAGUUGACACCAAAACGGAAGUCCUACAAUUGCAUAAUGAACACAAGAUAGAUGGAUUCAUAGAUUCUCUACAUGACCCUGUUGAAGAAUCUAUGAAAGAGAUUGAUGCUGGGACACCUGAUAAAGUGACAUCCAAACGAGAAAACUUGGUACGUGAUAAACUGUUGGAGGAUGAAUUACAAGUUACAAGUGCUGGUUUACCAAUUAAAUGGGGGGAGAAUCUAGUCAGGGAGAAGGGAAAGAAGAAAAGUAAAUCAGCAAGUGUUCGAAAUGAGGUUUCUACAGCUGACACAAAACAUGAAGUCCCAGAAAUACAUAUUGAACACAAGAAAGACGAAUUCAUAAAUUCUUUACAUGACCCCGAUGAAGAAAAUAUGAAAGAGAUUGAUGCUGGGACACCUCUGCACAAAGACAUAUCUAAACCGGAAAACUUCUUACUUGAUAAACCAUUGGGGGAUGAACAACAGGUCACAAGAUCUGCAGUCAAACCGGUGGAGAGUUUAGUCAGUGAGAAGAGGAAAAGGAAACUGGCAAGUUUUCGAGAAGUGAAUUGUGUAGCAACACCAUCUGAAGAAAUAAAUUUGAAGCAUAAGUUAUUGGACGCUUCUGUAGAUACAGUGACUAAGGAUAUUGCUAAUACAAGAAAGAAGAAGAAGAGGACAACCAAGACUUCUGAUGCUGAAACCUGCUUGCCAUCUGCAGGAGCAGAAAAUGAUGAUAGCACAAGAGAUAUCGUUCCUGUAACAUCUGAGCCUGAAAAAGCUUUAGAUACGAGAAAAGCAGGUAAAAGCUUGCCUCCAACUGGAAAGUCAAGAACGUCAAAAAAGAGAACUACUGAUGCUCCAUCUCUAUGCCUCGAGAAGGGAUCUGAUAAGGACUGUGGGAUUGGGGACAACACUUUUGUCAUGGAGUCUUUGAAGACUAAACACUCUAACUCAAAGAAUUAUGCAGAACUACCAGAGGAACAAAAAGUUGGUCUCUUUAGGCACAUCACUCCUUCAACUGAUGAAAACAGGAAACAGGAGAACACCCCGUUAAAAAGGGUGAAAAAAUCAAGAAUAGGGAAGGCAAAGUCUGAUAGCAAUUCAUCUAGAUAUGUGCCUGAAGUUGGUAAAUCUGGUGGGAUUGCUAUUGACUCCCUGUUUCAAGUUUCAGAGAACUAUGAAUCCUUACAAAUGCCACCAGACAUUCUCGAGCAUGAUGUGGGGAAUAGGCCUCUUGAAGAAAAUUAUGAGUCUGAUGUAAAUGGUAGCACAAAUGCAGGAACCAAAUCCUCUGCUGUUGAGGGUGAUGACAUUGAUUUCAGUGAGUACUUUUUGCCUAAAGACCACCAGAAAUUUGUUGCUCCUGCCAAAGGGACUGAAAUUAAACCAUCAGACAAGAGCUUGAAAGUUGGUUCAGGAGAAAACCUCUUGCACACAAAGAACUCUGAUGGUGGCGCCUCGGGCGCGGUUCCAGUAUUAAAGGGUGGGCAAAACAACCCUGCACCACAACCUAAUAUGAAGGCUACUGUUAAGGUUGGUGAAACUCCUGUCGAAGUGUCAAAGAAGAAGGUAGUUAGUGCAUCUGGGAAUGCUACCCCUGUGAUGAAGAAGGUAGUUAGUGCAUCUGCGAAUGCUACCCCGGUUAUUUCUCAUCUGGAUCGUUCUUCUAGAGUUAACCUUGCCCAAAAGAAGAUUAAUGUUUCCUUGGCAGAAUCAAGUUCUAAUACCGAAAGUACGGUGGACAGGGUUAAUAAAAAUGAAGGAGGGGGUGUUGUUCCACAAUCCCAUGCAAAAGUAAGAAUUCCUCUUUCAGAUCAAAUUGGUAAAGUGUUGAAUGCUUCAAGCAGUCAGAGGAGUUUGUUAAGUAGCGUAAAACCUAUUUUCAAGGAAAGUAGUGGUGAAAGUUCUCAAGAUGAAGGUGAUGAAGUAAACAAUUCAGAGGCCAGCACCCAAACUCCCUCAGAUUCGUCCUCAUCUGGAUCAUCAACCGGGGAGGAUUCACCAGGACCUUCUGGUGGUAGAAGGAUGGAUAGUGAUGUGACUACACCAAAAUGUAAGGAGAAAAUAAGCUUGGAUUCAAUCUUUAAAAGGUCGAAGAGCUACAAGAAGGCAAGAGACAUCGCUUCCCAGUCUCAAGCUGAGGAUCCUGCACCAGACAUUGUGCUGGAUAGUCAGGUUUAAUUUGAAACCCAUUAAUGGGGUAACUCACUAAAUCUGGUGAGUGGUGAUGCUCAUUCUUUCCUGCUGCCUUGUCGGAAAGAAACUGGAAAUUGAGAAAGCAGUUACUUUUGCUUGUUGAUUGUACCAAUUCUACUUUGCAUUUUUGUUAGAUGACUGCCUUUUCAUAUACCUAUUUCAUAUACUUUGCAUUCUUGGAUAUGAGCUGGGACAACCCUAACCAAUCCAGUGUUGUUGUUGUGCCUCUUUAAAUCAUUAGCUUAUAUAUUCCAUUUUGGAGCAAUCUUGAAUUGAGCUGGAAGCCUGGAACAGCCCCUAUUAAUCAAUCCCGGGUUUAUGU
Messenger RNA from Papaver somniferum (opium poppy), 4009 nucleotides. RefSeq lists its product as uncharacterized. The record is from RefSeq and is a predicted model, not a curated record. Bases 271 to 3672 code for a protein of 1133 amino acids. The transcript is spliced from 6 exons. Lineage: Eukaryota; Viridiplantae; Streptophyta; Magnoliopsida; Ranunculales; Papaveraceae.